Messenger RNA from Penicillium robsamsonii, 1233 nucleotides. RefSeq lists its product as uncharacterized. The coding region runs from base 1 to 1233 and encodes 410 amino acids. NCBI's taxonomy places the organism in Eukaryota, Fungi, Ascomycota, Eurotiomycetes, Eurotiales, Aspergillaceae. The record is from RefSeq and is a predicted model, not a curated record. The transcript is spliced from 2 exons.
AUGGGGAACGUAUCACCCACGCCCCAUGAACUGUUGGUCGAAGCUGUGACCUUUUGGAGUAUCGGAGCGGUACUCUACAUUGGCCGAAUGUAUGUGCGAACUGUCUGCGCCCGGAUACUAUAUACGUCCUUGCUGAUCUUGAUUCAAAUCUCGGCAAAAUACGCGACGAAUCUGAUGGAUCCGAGCGAGUACGACGAGGUCCUCUCAGACUCCCGACAAGUUCACGAGCGCAUCCUUGGAAGCAAAAUUGUUAUUGCACUGGAACAGUGUAUGCUCUUUGUAACCUGGGGUGUGAAAAUCUGCAUGUUGAUACUCUACUGGCGGAUCACCAAGAACCUGCCCUCGAACCUCUACGUCAAGAUUCUCGCCGCUUAUGUGGUGCUUGGUUUUGCCGUAAUAAUGAUCACCUACUAUGCCGUGUAUUGCAGACCUUUCUCGCAAUAUUGGGCGUUGCCGGUGUCGAAUUUGCAGUGCGCCACGUACCAACACUAUUCAAUCACACAGGCCGUUUUCAAUGUCUCGUCAGACGCCUUUAUGUUUGCCAUUCCAAUACCGCUCAUCGUCAAAGCGAGGCUUCCAUUGCACCGGAAGAUGCUGAUAGGCUGCAUCAUGAGCCUGGGUCUUUUCACGGUCAUUGCCGCCAUCCUGAAUAAAUACUUCAACUUUGCCUCCCCCAUGACCACCGUGUACCAGAUCUGGUAUAUACGUGAGGCAAGCACUGCCAUCUUUGUCGCCAAUAUGAUGUGCUGGUGGCCGCUUCUCAGGAAGAUGUUUGGUAUGAGAGCCUUCCAGUACCACAGCAGCCCUGGACGACCAUCCCGGGGUACCGACAAUAAGGAAAGCAAGCCCUACUUCAAGUCCGCUGGCUCGCAGUCUCGUUCAUCCUUCUCGUUAAACCACCCCUUUCGUCUCUCUCGGUCCAAUUUCCAGAACUCGGCAAAGGGUAUUACACUCACUGGACACAGCAAUGCAGCAUACUCUAGCCAAGAGGCGAUAAAUCAGUAUACGGGUGGGAUCGUGGAGGAUCUAGAUCGCGUGGGUAAUAUUCCACUCCCGGUUUGGGGCAAGGGCAACGAACGAGGCACAGACGUUGAAAACCUCGUGGUCCAGGAAUCCAUCGCAAAGUUUGAACAACGGGAUCACGGGGCAGAGGUGCCUCUUAGAGAUCGAAUUUACUGUACACGCGAGUUUGACAUUCGCUCUGACUGCAGGAGCGGACACUCGUCUAUAUGA